Messenger RNA from Guillardia theta CCMP2712, 2331 nucleotides. RefSeq lists its product as hypothetical. The record is from RefSeq and is a predicted model, not a curated record. Gene Ontology annotation, molecular function: calmodulin binding; small conductance calcium-activated potassium channel activity. Gene Ontology annotation, cellular component: plasma membrane. Gene Ontology annotation, biological process: potassium ion transport. Bases 1 to 2331 code for a protein of 776 amino acids. The transcript has 6 exons. NCBI's taxonomy places the organism in Eukaryota, Cryptophyceae, Pyrenomonadales, Geminigeraceae.
AUGUCUAGCGAUCAGUGGAGGAAGAGGAAGCAGAGGGCUGAACAUGACGAGGCUGAUGACCGUUGGUUCCUACAACAGCACAGGAAAGACUUCGUGGUCGGACGUGGGCUAGGAGUGGCAGAAUGGAUCAAUUUAAAACAGCCCGUUGAACGUCGAUGGCAUUGGGAUGUAGGAGACGAUGAGAAGAGAGUUGGGGGGGAGGAAGAGGAGGAGCCCUCUCAUCUUCCUUCCCUCCUGCGCAGAUUCUUGCCGUCUCGAUCCGGGAGCGUCCGCUCUAGCGUGAAGGAGGAGGGCGGAGAUGAAGGGGAGGGUAUCCCAACAACGUUAGCGGGGCUGAUGUAUGCAAGGGUGAAGGAAACGCUCGAGCAGUGGAGGAGUCGACUGCAAGCGAGGAGGGAGUACCAGAAACGACUGCGAACGAUCUACGGCCCGGGCCCUGUCGAACAAGUCUUCACGUGGUACGUGCUUGUUCCCCUCGGUGCUCUGCUCGCCAAGUUGGAGGAGUACUUUGACGCGUACCUCGUCAUCCUCCGCCUCCGGUUCCUCCCUUCCUCCUCUGCCAGCGAGCGAGGGAUGACAUGGCGGGUGCUCGAGAAGCUGCAGAACAAGGUCCAGUUGAUCCAGUCAGUCUGCGUCGGGCUAACAGUCUGCGUUGCCCUCAUCGUCUACGAGUUUCAGUUCCGAGGGUACGUGCCGAGUUGGUCAGAAGACUGCAGAAACCCUUUCUCGGAUCCUGCUACCUGCGUUGAGAACUCUUACUGCUCCUACCAAUACUCCGAGCAAGACUCGAAGAUGCAGCUGUCGUGUUUGCCCAUCACCAACAACCUUAGUGCGCUCACCAAGCUCAAGGUCAUGAAUGUUGCCCUUACCUUGCUGAUGAUAUGGAACCUGUUCGUCACCUUGGAGUACGAGAACGCGAUCCGAGCACUUCGCAACCAUGUUGAGUUCAGAGACAAGAAGCUUAGAAGAUACUCGAUGAUUGAGAGCGGGCUCCUUCUCCCUUUCCUUGUUGAGGCAGUCUCCUUGGCUAUCGUACAGAUUCCCUUCCUUCAAUUUGACGUGAUCGUGCAAACCUCUUACUUUUCUACUCGGCCCAGCAUGUACUCGUUCGACGGCAUCAUCGCAAUCGUCAUGACGUGUCGCACAUAUCAAGUGUGGAAGUGGUAUAGGUCAGACCUCUUCGCCAAGUUCGAGAGCAGGCAGUAUGGUGUGAGGAUCAACGAUGAUCUCAUGGGAAGCUGGCUGGCAAUACGCUUUCUCAUCCUCAAGAACCCAUUCCUUGCAUCUUUCCAGUUCUUCCUCGCCCUCAUCUUAGUUGGCUCCUACGUCUUCCGCAUAGCGGAGAGCAGCACCAACAGCGUCAUCGCUGUCUACUACUGGGACUCCUUGUGGUUCGUCAUGGAUACAGCUCUCGGCCUUCCUGUAGGAGAGGUAGACAUCACUCCCUCGACCUCCUUCGGCAGGUUCAUCGCCAUCGCCAUCCGCCUCCUCAGCAUCUUGUGGUUUGCGCUGCUGGUCGCCGCCAUUCGGCUGCUGCUCCGCUUCGACGCCAAGGAGAUCGAGUUCUUCGGGUGGCUCCGCUUGUCAAAGCUGUUCCAGACCCUGCGGACGAGCGCAGCGCGAGUGAUUCAGUACUUGUGGAUGUACCGACGGUCAUGGCUGGUAGAGCGGCAGCGGACGAGGUUCAGGAGGGCCCGGAGGGACCUGAUGAAGUUCGAGAGCGGGAUCGAGAAUCCGGAGCGAUGGGACUUCGGAGCGUUCACAAGGGCGGAGUCGAGGAGGAUAUCAGAGAUCAAGAGCAAAGUGUCGUCAUACGCGAACCUGCUAGAGAAAGUUCUGGACAGAUCGGGCGCAGACGAGAGCUACGACAUGGCGGGAGUGAUGAAGAGAGGAGGAGGGGCGAUGUACUACAGUGAUACUGAUAGUGAGAGCGGGGAGGAGCUGGUGAUGCUGAGCGGAGUGAAGUUUGGGAGCGACGAGGACGGGAAGAGGAACAGGAGCAAGCAGCCGUUGGAAGGAGAGGAUAAGUACGGGGGCAUGAAUUACGAGGUGAUGCUGACCAAGAAGGAGAAGCGGAUUCGAAGAAGGAAGCAGCUUGAAGAGCAGAUUGCAGUCUGCAGUAAGGAGGCGGGGAGCGUGAGAAAGGAGCUGGAGAAGGUCGUGGACAAGGAAGGGAAGGUGGUGCCGCCGGAGGUCAAGGAGAUUCAACCGUGGGAGCAAGAGCUGAUCGCCAAGAUGGACGAGAGGUCGAGACGUUUACAGCAGGCUAUCACCCACAUCCUGACGCUCGUCCAAGGGCUCUACCACAAGCGCGGCAAGGCGCCAAAGUAG